Messenger RNA from Guillardia theta CCMP2712, 651 nucleotides. RefSeq lists its product as hypothetical. The transcript has 10 exons. The record is from RefSeq and is a predicted model, not a curated record. The annotation marks the transcript as partial. Lineage: Eukaryota; Cryptophyceae; Pyrenomonadales; Geminigeraceae.
AAGUCUUGGAAGCCUGCUGAACGAUGGUGUUCAACAACGAAGAGCUCUUCUCUUCUUGCUCCGGACGAUCGUUGCCAGGUUACGAACUGACAAAAGAGACUUACGAACAAGUUUGGGACUCCUUGACCAAGUGGAUCAAAGCGACCUUUGAGGGUAAAAGUCAGGGGGUCAACAUACCUCACUUUCUCAAGAUAACAUGGGCUGGAGGAAAACUCGGCGCCAAGAAGUCUGAGGAGAGAGCUGACUUAGGAGGACGAGCAAGCUCCGAGGGGGUCGGGGUAGCAAGACCGCACGUGUGCCUGUCCGAGUACUUCAUCCAGCAAUACGGCAUUCGGUACCGCAAACCUGCCGAGCUACCAGAGGCGAAGUGCGAGGAGAUCAACUUUGCCAAGCUGGCGAUCAACUACUCGGAGAAUCUGAAGAAGGAUGUCAUCACCACUGCCUUCAAGAGGAUGGUCAGUGCGAUAGGAGAAGCGAUCAGGGAAGGGAAGGAAGUCGAAAUCUCGUUUGGAGUGGGAAGGCUCUUUGGACGUCGGCAGCAUGCCACAUUUCUCAUGGAGUCUCAGUACCUCCCCGACGGAGUUUCCAUGAAGAGCGCAUCCACGUCCCAUCCCUUCAGCUGCCCGUCGAAACUUCACUCGGCUCACUCGG